GGUGCUCCGAAUAACCUAACAAGCCACGGUGCAGAGUCACAUGGUGAUCACCACGUGAAAGUACAUCGCGCAAUCACUUUCGCGGCGAAUGCAGCUUCUCAGGCGCGGUUUGCAUUAUAUCGCGCGUAGGGUUGCGAUACACCGCGUGUCCGACAUUCCGCUCGCGAGGCCACCUGUCAGAGGCGUCGCGGUCACAGCUAGUUUUCUCGAUUUCAGCCGGUGGGGCACUAGGAAGGCGAACAGGAACUUGAAGAUCGCCCUCGCGCUCGACAUGACGGAUCCUAAGAUCGAGGAAGCCUUAGCACCGCUACGGGCGAGCGUUAAAGAACAAGGUGACUAUGUGCGCAAGUUAAAAUCUGAUGGCGCUCCAGAAUUAGACAUCAAAAAAGCUGUAGCGGAAUUGAAGCUGCGCAAAAAGAUACUAGAAGACAAAGAGCUGUCUCUAGCUUCCUACAGUGUAACAUUUGACAGAGCAAGGAUGGAAGAUCUCUUGAAGCGUAGAUUCUUUUUAGACCAGUCUUUCGCAAUUUAUGGAGGUAUUACUGGACAAUAUGAUUUUGGACCCAUGGGUUGUUCAUUGAAGACAAAUCUGAUAAACGCCUGGAGAAAUUUCUUCGUUCUGGAGGAACAGAUGCUUGAAGUUGAUUGCUCUAUUUUGACACCUGAGCCAGUAUUAAAGGCGUCUGGCCAUGUGGAGCGAUUUGCAGAUUUGAUGGUGAAGGAUGUGAAGACUGGAGAAUGCUUUCGAUUAGAUCACUUGAUCAAAGCACACUUGGAGAAGAUAAUCUGUGACAAGAAGACUAAUGAGACUGCGCGCGAAGAGUGCAGAGACAUCAUCAUCAAGCUGGACGGUAUGACGAAGGCUGAAAUGGCUGCAGUGUUGUUGAAAUACAACAUGAAAUCGCCAGUUUCUGGUAACGACCUAACAGAACCGAUAGAAUUCAACUUGAUGUUUGGCACUCAAAUUGGACCGACGGGACUUAUCAAGGGCUUUUUGAGACCAGAAACGGCUCAAGGUAUUUUUGUGAACUUCAAGCGAUUGUUAGCGUUCAAUCAGGAACGAUUACCGUUCGCCGCGGCGCAAAUUGGUAAUGCCUUCAGGAACGAGAUCUCACCGCGAUCCGGACUCAUACGCGUCCGAGAGUUUACCAUGGCGGAGAUUGAACAUUUCUGUGAUCCGAACGACAAGAAUCAUCCUAAGUUCGAGACAGUCAAAGACAUAAGUAUGCUGUUGUACUCAGCUUGCAAUCAGAUGGACGGCAAGAGCGCGCAACACCUUACCAUAGGCGAGGCCGUCUCGUCUGGCUUGGUGGCGAACGAAACGCUGGGUUAUUUCAUGGCCAGAAUUCAUCAGUUUCUACUGAAAGUUGGCAUUGAUUCGAAUCGCUUGCGAUUCCGUCAACACAUGAGUAACGAAAUGGCGCAUUACGCCUGCGACUGCUGGGACGCCGAGUGUCUGACAUCUUACGGAUGGAUCGAGUGCGUAGGAUGCGCCGAUCGGUCUGCUUAUGACUUGACGCAGCAUACCAAGGCCACUGGCGUGAAAUUAGUAGCUGAGAAAAAACUUCCCGCUCCAAAAACUGUAGACGUUUGCGAGAUCGUACUGAAUAAGGUAUUGAUCGGUAAAACAUUCAAAAAAGACAGUAAAGCUGUGCAAGAUACGCUAACAGCAUUAGGCGAGGAUGAGAUUGUGUCAUUGGAGAAAAUUCUCAGUGAGAACGAAAGUCAUGAGCUGACUCUGCCUAGCAACGUCGUCGUGAAGAUUACUAAAGACAUGAUGGAAGUAAAGCGUUAUCAGAAGACCGUUCACGUGGAAGAGAUUAUACCUUCGGUGAUCGAGCCUUCCUUCGGCAUCGGCCGCAUCAUGUAUGCUCUGUUUGAGCAUAAUUUCAAGGCGAGAGAAGGUGAUGAGAAGAGAACAUACUUUGCCCUACCGCCUGUAGUAGCGCCGUUGAAAUGUUCGGUGUUACCUCUUAGUGGCAACGAUGAAUUUGUAUCGUUUGUAAGGAAAUUAUCACAAGAUCUUACGAGAGCAGAUGUUUCGCACAAGGUGGAUGACUCUUCUGGUAGUAUAGGACGCAGAUAUGCUCGUACCGACGAAAUAGCGAUUCCGUUUGGUAUUACCAUUGACUUCGACACUUUGAAGACGCCGCACAGUGCUACGCUUAGAGAUAGAGACAGUAUGGGACAAGUCAGAAUAAAUUUGGACGAGCUGCCUGGCGUAGUAAGGGAUCUCUCCUAUGGAAGGACUACUUGGGCGGAAGUGGAAACAAAAUAUCCUAAGUUUGAACAACAAGAAUCAACAGAACCAUAGGAAACUUAGAUAGGCUCGAGAAUAAUUUAUUUGUAUUAUACGGAACUGUAUUUUGAAUGGCGUAUAUAUGAAGUUUUUAUAUAUUCAGCAUAUCGAGGUGCCUAUCAGAAAAUACAUUGCUAACUUUUGGAAGAUUCAGUUCAAGCAUUUAUUAUAUAUAAUUAGCAAAUUCAAUAUUACAAUUUUCUAUAAAUUUUAGAAAUUUACAUAAUAUGUAUUUAUGUACUCAUUCAGAAAACUUUGAGAAUUCACUCUAUUUUGCAUUGUUAACAAUUGUAAUAGAAUACUUCUAUUAGUUUUCACAUCAUUGAUUUAUUGAUGUUACAAUCCAGUCAUUCAAUAUUUCUUAGAAGCAUUUACUUAUUUAAACAUUUUUAUAAACACUGUGUAAAAAAUAUAGAUCUGUUAUUUCAA
Molecule: messenger RNA, 2728 nt
Organism: Solenopsis invicta (red fire ant)
Lineage: Eukaryota; Metazoa; Arthropoda; Insecta; Hymenoptera; Formicidae
Gene: GlyRS
Product: glycine--tRNA ligase
Exons: 4
Coding region: 89-2314 (741 amino acids)
Biological process (GO): mitochondrial glycyl-tRNA aminoacylation
Cellular component (GO): cytoplasm; mitochondrion
Molecular function (GO): ATP binding; glycine-tRNA ligase activity
Source: RefSeq, a predicted model, not a curated record